AAAUAUAAGAUAAUUAUUUUGAGAAAUAAAAUACUUGAAAAUGUCAAGUUCAGAAGAUGAAAUAAAUGAUAGAAAAAUAAAGGAUAUUUUGCAAGCAGUCGAUACAAAUUUUCUACCUAAUGAUAUUUAUGGGAAAAGUAGGAAUAUUCAAGAUGCAAAAGACGUACAUCCAAAUUUAUCGGAAAAUAACAAUUUAUUCACAUGUAAUGAGCCGUCAAAAACAAUCAAAGAAGUCAUACCUUCCCAAAGAUAUUUGGAAAAUCAAUGUUUUGAACAAGAUCAUUUGAAAAUUUCAGAAACAAUGCAAGAAUUUGUUGCGAAAAAAUUAUCAAAUAUGAUUGAAAAUAAAUUUGAAUUUGUUGAAUUGCCUCCUAUUAAAAAAGUUAAAAAAUCUCAGUCCUUUGUUAACGGGGUCAAGUUGUUAACAGAAUGCGAUAGUUUUAUAAAUCCUGAAAAGAGUGAUAUCAUUGAAUUAUAUACAAAAAAAAAACCACUGAUAAAAAGGAGAAAAUUUGAUUCAGAUCCUAGUGAAAAUUUAUCCCAUUUGGAAAAAAUUAAAUUAGCUGUAAUAGACCCGCAAUGUGUAAUAAAUAAAGAGGAUAUAAGACAUUGGAAUGAAAGGAAAAAAUUUCGAGUAUAUCACUACAAAGGUAUAUCUGGAUCUCCAUUUCAAUUUGUAGAACCUGACAAUGAAUUUACUAUUUUACGAAGAAAAAAUAAUUGGAAUUUGAAAAAAAUAUCGAGGCAAACCAAUUAUUCUAUAGUAAACAAGUGAUCUGUCUUUUUGUUUUGCGAGGGAAUCGGAAUUUCUUAGCCCUUUAAAUUUAGUAUAAAAUAUGUACCAAAUUACAGAUUAAUCAAAUAAAUAUCUCACUUUAUAUUUUA
Messenger RNA from Condylostylus longicornis, 885 nucleotides. RefSeq lists its product as uncharacterized. Lineage: Eukaryota; Metazoa; Arthropoda; Insecta; Diptera; Dolichopodidae. The coding region runs from base 41 to 775 and encodes 244 amino acids. The transcript has a single exon. The record is from RefSeq and is a predicted model, not a curated record.